This is a messenger RNA of Hemibagrus wyckioides, 4308 nucleotides long. Its product is annotated as zinc finger E-box-binding homeobox 2-like. The transcript is spliced from 8 exons. Gene Ontology annotation, molecular function: RNA polymerase II cis-regulatory region sequence-specific DNA binding; DNA-binding transcription factor activity, RNA polymerase II-specific. Gene Ontology annotation, biological process: regulation of transcription by RNA polymerase II; anatomical structure development. Lineage: Eukaryota; Metazoa; Chordata; Actinopteri; Siluriformes; Bagridae. The record is from RefSeq and is a predicted model, not a curated record. Bases 309 to 3122 code for a protein of 937 amino acids.
CUGAGACAUAGUAUGUAGGAGAGCGUUGUAGCUAUGAUGUGGUGUGUAUGUGACUCAUCGUCAGAGUUUGAAAAUAGCGGCAUCUGAUAAUUUCUCAAGCGUUUUUCACGUUAAGAAAUGUAGAGGUUAAAUGCUUUUAUUUGCCCUUUAGCAAAGGUCUGGAAUAGAUACUUAAUAGACCACAGUGGAUUUGUGCAUGAACGGCCUUUACCUCACCUACAAAAGAGUGCUCUCUGGGCUCUGAGGGUGAAGAUGAGGGGUGUGCAUGGGGGGCGGAUGUGCAGGAUGAAAGACAUGAACAAGAUAAGAUGAGUCUGACACCCAGCGAGGGCACAGAGGCUGGAAGUCCUGCUCGCUCCACCCGCGGCCACAGUCUGAGCCCCUCGCUGGAGCACUGGGACGAGGCCGAGAACACGACCCUCCCAAGUACAACUGGAGAGACAGAGACCAGCGCAUACACACAGAAAGAUGCCCGGGUAGAGGAGGACUGGACUCGAUAUGACUUCCUCAUGCAGCUGAGAAAAGUGUCCCACCUUCCUGACUCGCGCAACAGCCAGCAACACAACGGCUCCAUCGCUUCCUACCACAUGGCAAGCGUGCAGGACGACACACCGUCCACUUUGUCACCGGGUGUUCAGGAGUCACCUGAGGGAAAAGAUCCUGGGAGUCCUGAUCCUACAGGGACAGAAAUGCAGGUGUGUCCAUUUUGCCAGCAGUCAUAUCAGCAGGGCACCUAUCUCAGGGAACACAUGAAGCUGUGCCAGGAGAGGGACAGAGGACACAGUGUGUGUCCACUCUGUGGCUACAGCACUCCAUACAGGGCACAGAUGGAGCGGCACAUGGCACUACACGCCCAGGUUAAAGAGAAGAAUUCUGUGUCUGACCCUAACAUGGAAAACCGGAAGUUUAAAUGUACACAGUGUGGAAAAGCUUUUAAAUACAAACAUCAUCUUAAGGAGCAUUUACGCAUUCAUAGUGGUGAGAAGCCCUACGAGUGCUCUAACUGUAAGAAACGCUUCAGUCACUCAGGCUCCUACAGCUCACACCUGAGCAGCAAAAAAUGUCUCAGUGGAGGCGGAUCAGGGAACGGCACAUAUUUCAAUGGCCACUCUCACCCUGCUUACCUCUUCCCCUCCCCAACAUCACCUCCUGUAGUUGGAAGCAGGAAUGGUAACAGAGGAAAGAGCUCUCCAUAUGCCCCACUGAGUCAUUGCUUCACAGAGCAGCUAGCCAAUCAGGGACAGGAAUCAAUUGCUUCUGCCCUCCGAACUUCGGAUCUAAGCAGACCGUGGGAUUCUGUUACAGCCAUGAGGAUGGGGGUGUUUAAAGGGACUACACUUUUGCCCUUACUGCAUUCUGGUGGCAAAUUUGAACAGCUCCUGCAGGAAAUGCUCCAAAAGGAAGUGGGGAAGGACGAGCAGCUAGGAAGCAGGCAGGAAAAGGAAGAAGACAAGACAGAAAGAAGAGAGGUGAAAAGUGAUGUGCCUGUCAGUGUGAUAUCAUGUCAGCGGUGCUUCCAGCUGUUUCCAAAUGAAGUUGUCCUAAAGCACCACGAGAGAUAUCUGUGCAAGGGAAAAGAUGAGCAGGACGCCGCACAGAUGCAGUGCAUCAAAGAUGGAGCACCACUCAACUUUUCACGUGUCUCCCAGAACGACACACAGAAAACUCCCACCACCCCUAACGGAAUGACCAGAGCGCUUUCUUCUCCACAGCGGACAUCCUGGCAUUCACUUCCACAGCAGCUCCUCGUGCCACUGCAGUCACCUUUACACUUCCGCUCUGACCCUGCACCUGCCUACUGGCCAAACAGAAAGACAGACAGUCCUGGAAACUCCAGCGUCAUGAGCCCGACCUCGCCCUCACUACAGGAGCAGCGACGUCCAGGCUUUAGCUCUCCAUCAGGCUCAUCACCAUGCCAGCCUUUUCAACACAGACCAUCACCCAGAUCAGAGGGUUCUCAGAGCGAACCCCUAGACCUCUCCAUUCCCAAAGUACGUAAAGGCUCAGAGCCUGCAGCAGGCUGCAACGGCAGCUCACCACAGCCAGACCACAGGGAUGUGGAGCAUAUGAGCAGAAGGUUAAGCCCCCUAUCCCAUCACGAAGCAGGCGGGGCCUAUAGACCUUUAUUCGGAAGCGCAGUUUUCAAUAACUACCCCUUUUUUAAUCCCAUCAUGUCAAGUGGUCUUCCAGCAAUAGGGCAUAAUGGCCUGACAUCACUUCCUCUAACACCACCAGCACCCAGCCCUGGGUUUCUCUCCCCUAUAGCAUAUAUGAUGGAGACAGAGACUGAGACCAUGCUGAAAAGAAUGCAUCAGGAGAUAAAUGUCAUGGGCGAUGCUAGAGCUCGAGGAUGUCUGGACUACCUCGCUCUGAUGGAGGAGGGUCUAGACGGAGACCAUGGUCCAGGAAGAAAGAGACUUAGGAAGACAGAGGAAGGAUUAUACGCUUGUGACAUCUGUGACAAAAGCUUCCAGAAGAGCAGCUCUUUGCUGCGUCAUAAAUAUGAACACACAGGAAAGCGGCCACAUGAGUGCCAGAUCUGUAAGAAAGCAUUUAAACACAAGCACCACCUGAUCGAGCACAGCCGGCUUCACUCUGGAGAAAAGCCAUAUCAGUGUGAUAAAUGUGGCAAGCGUUUCUCACACUCAGGCUCCUACUCACAGCACAUGAAUCACCGCUAUGCUUUCUGUGGCCGAGACAAUGACCCAGAUGCUCAGGGAGAGGAGCAGAUUUUGGGAGAAACAGCUCUUUACACAAACCCACACACCAAACUUCAUCCUGAGACAAGAGACAAUCCUCUCAUGCUGGAGGAAACAGCCACGUUCCUCAGCGAUUCCAGCAUGGACAUGGCUCCACUAGGAUACAGAGCAGAAGAGGAGGAGGACGAGGAGGAUGAGGAGGAGGAGGAAGAAAACUCGUUUAGUAAUCAUGGGCACAAGAGAAGGGUGGAAAGAAGACUGGCAAUAGAGGACAGAAGUAAACACAUGGAAGAGUCAACUGAAGAUUGUAAGAAGAAAAAAAAGGAGGUUGGAGGACAGGACAUAAAAAAUGAUCAUCACAGCAGAGAGAUCAAAGAGGAGCAUGAUGAGGAACAAAGAGACAUGAAUCAAGAGCCAGUAUGAAUGCUCUGGACAGAGAAAAUUUAAGCUAAUUUGCCAAAAAAUGUAUAAAAACACAAAGACAGUUUUGUACAGAACAGAAUUUGAAUGCCUGAAGUGCUUAAAGGUCUGCCUUGUGCCUUUGGAUCUAUGCUGAUUCACAAAAAUCAUGCAACAUGCAUAAACACCGUUGCUAUUAAUACAGUGACAUACACAACGCACAAGGGCUACGUAACAAUAACUAAACUGUAUAUUUGGUGCUCACUGAAUACUGUGUUCUUUAAAGCAUUUGUUUUUUUUACCAACGGUAUUAUCAGAUAGGUAUACAGGUUAACGAAAACACAAAAAGUAUAAUAACUGGAGCCACUAUGUCUUCACAUUAGCAGUUUCAGAAUGCUCAAUCAUAGGUUAUACCAGAAAAUGUUUUGGGGUUAAUCCAGGUACACAACCAUACAUUCACUUAUUUGUUUCAUUUCUGACCCAUUUCCUUGAAAUCCAUUUAACACAGCCAGCAAAUACGAGAGGGCUGAUUCAGGGCAUAGGGUUUUCACCAUCAUAAUUAUCUUAUAUAAACAUCAAGGAUAUUCUAAAAUAAAGAUUGGUAGAUUGAUCUGUACUGUGAAAAACAGUAAUAUGUUGACCAUGAACAUUCAUUAAUUUCAGGAUUCAUAACAAAACAAAUCCAAAAGUAUUAGCACUCUCUGAUGUCAGGCUGUCUGUCUGAAAGCAUUGUGUCUCUUGUGACAGAGACAGAAACAUAGGCUGUUGAUCUCUGAAAAACUUGCUACAUAGGAAAACUAAACAUAUUGUUGUUGCAUACUGCAUUGCUGCAUGAGACCGCAGAGAGUGAGAAAUAUGACAUUACUGAGGUUUGCUAAUGUGUAGAUUAACUAUGCGAAGGUUCAGAUCAACAGAUCAAUGCACAGCACCUGUAGCAUUCAACUGCCCAAGUACACAAUAGUGCUUUUUUCCAGGUUUGGUUCCAGCUUUAUCCUGUUUUAUUUCUGUUUAACUGAAAUCAUUGUUUAUCUGUCAACAUGUACAUGUUGCUAAAUGUAUAUCUCUUUAAUCUAUUUAAAUAUUAUGUCUUAUGUGCAUCAGUGUUGCUUUUAUACAAAAUUUGUUAGGCUUUUGUACCAUUGUAUAGAAUUAUUUCAAUGUGCAUACAUUUACUUACAGUCUAAUAAAGUUGUACAUAUCAAUUCUCAGG